AUGGCACUCGAAAGCACAAAUGUCGCUGCACCAACAUCGAAAUCUUCAUGGGGUCUCAAGGGACUUUUGAGUUUUUCUUCGAGGCCGCUCGCUCUCGGCGUUGUCGAGGCUUCGGUGAAAGGAACUAAAGAAGGCAAAUUGUCAGAGGAAAAAUCCACAGAUAUCAAUUUAGUUGGCUCUAGCUCAAGCAGCUCUAGUCGGUCUUCGUCACGGGAUGUUUGCAAAUGUUUCUGCUGCGGGGCGCUUUUGUAUUUCCCCAGCAAGGCCCGGAAAUACCGCUGCUCAAUGUGUCAAACCACCAACUUGAUGGAUAUAGGUGGGUUGGGCAAGAAAGAGGCUCCCUCUCGUGUGGAGAUUGCUUUUUCAUUUGUGGUGGUCAACGAUAUGGUUGAAAUGUGUUUCUGCCGAAUGAAGGAGGAAAAGGCGGCAAGGGAGCUGCUCCACGACAUAUUUGAGCCGCUUUCGACUUAUUUGUAUAACGAAUUCAAGUGCUGGGACUUGCUGAACCGGGCACCGCCAAGCAGAGGAACAACUCAUGAGAAAUACUCUCACCGGCAAGCAUUCAAUGCGGCCUUGUCAGAAAUCCAGCAAACUUUCAACUUGCUCACCAAGCUACCCACCAAAAGGCCCCUUUUCUGCGCUUUAAAGGGCGCAGAUGACCAUUUAAAGAGGAUACCUGCGUUUUCGCUAGACAACAUGAAUGCCUACCGGUCCACUUUGCUCUUUCUUGAAAUCCCCAUAUUGUCAAGGGCUCUCGUUUCACACGACCCGAGGCUGAAACUAAUGAGUGACAACCCCGAGAUUAAAACUCUUUGCUAUGAGGUUUUGAAACGGUCCAUUGGAAUCAUUUCAUGCAUCGACGACCACAAACUCAAGAAACAGAUUGUCAAUUGGUUUGCAAGCCUUGAUGCCGGCGAGCUAGCUCAGAAUAUUACUUUGGUAAACCUCUACAUCACCUUUCAACUCAAGAAAUAUUUCUACUUGGUCAAUAACCCGCAAGUCAAAUUGUCACCGCCAGCGCAGACAACUGCUGCCUUUGCUGGCGAAGGCCGAGAAUAUUUUGAAAGUUCCAACUUGAAAGCCAUAAUUGAGGCGAACCCUGGAAUCUCCACGCCGGAGGCCGUCGCCAUCCCCACAAGCCGAAUCAGCUCAAACCCGUUCCCCGCAAAGUCGAGCCGGAAAACAAAAAACGCGCAGAAUGAAUGCAAGAUUAAAUUGCAUCAGUACAGCAACGACUGGCGCGUGAAGAGUGCGUUUAUGGUGAUGGCCAUCUUGUACAAGGCCAACAACAUUAGAAAAGACCACCACUUGCCGGUGUCGCAUUUUUACAACUCUCUAGUUGACUUUGUUAACAUCAGACAAGAUUUCGACUCUUGGCAAAGGAGCGGUAACUGCUCGACACGAGGAACGGAAAGGUCAGAGUUGACAAGCUUGUUUGAGUACCUUCACAACGGACAAACUCCAGCCAUUAGCGCCGCGGCUAACCCGCUGUUUUUUAUAUGCCAGUAUCCGUUUUUGAUGUCGCUAGGAAGCAAGAUAUCCAUAUUGGAGUUUGAGGCGCGCAGACAAAUGGAGCGGAAAGCAGAAGAAGCGUUUAUAAACUCGCUUGACAAGCGAAUAUUGAUUGAUAUACACUUGCGGAUCAAAGUGCGAAGGGACCAUAUUGUCCAGGACUCGUUGCAGUGUAUAAAGUCGAAUAUGGAAAACUUGAAAAAAAGCUUAAAAGUCCAGUUUAUCGACGAGCCCGGUGUUGAUGCAGGUGGACUACGCAAAGAAUGGUUUUAUGUGUUGACAAAGCAGAUUUUCCAUCCUUCAUCUGGCAUGUUCUACAAUGUGGAAGAUUCCAAUUUCUUGUGGUUUAAUCUCAAACCGGUUGAGAAUUCGGAUAUGUACUAUCUAUUUGGAGCAAUUUUGGGCUUGGCGAUUUACAAUUCAACUAUUUUGGACUUGCAGUUCCCCACGGCAUUGUACAAGGUUGUCUUGGGCAAAAUGUUGGAUAUCGACGACUAUAAGGAGAUAUACCCCAAAUCGCACCACGGAUUGAUGCGCCUCAAGGAACUAAAUGCAAACGAGUUGCGCUCUUUGGAGUUGACUUUUGAAAUCUCGUUUCAAGAUGUUCUCGGCACAUACCAUAAUGAAGAGCUUUUACCUAAUGGACUGAAGAUCAAAGUGGACAGGAAAAACCUUGACCAGUACAUAAGUCGAUACUGUGCGUACAUGACCCGGGACGGGAUUUCAACCCAGCUUGAAGCAUUCACCAAAGGGUUCAACGGGGUUAUUGGCGGGAACGCGCUUUCGUUGUUCUCGGAAGAAGAGAUUCGUCUUUUGUUGUGCGGCAAUGACGAGCACGUGAUUGAUAUCGACAUCUUGCAGUCGGUGACCAAAUACGGCGGCUGGACGUCGAGCUUAGAAGCCGCCAACUCCAGUAUCGUGAGAUGGUUUUGGAACUACAUGCGGGGACUAGACAAUAGUGGACGCAAAAAGGUUUUGAUGUUUGUUACUGGUUCGGAUAGAGUCCCCGCUACCGGGAUCCAGAACUUGCCGUUUAAAUUGACGUUGUUAGACCAUGGUUUCGAUAGCGAUAGACUACCGGUGGCACAUACGUGUUUCAAUGAAUUGGCAAUCUACAAUUACAGUUCAUGCGAGAAGCUCGUGAGUAAAUUGACCAAAGCCGUGGCUGAAAGCUCUGGAUUUGGGAUCAAAUAA
Molecule: messenger RNA, 2706 nt
Organism: Lodderomyces beijingensis
Lineage: Eukaryota; Fungi; Ascomycota; Pichiomycetes; Serinales; Debaryomycetaceae
Source: the annotation of a GenBank genome assembly